Molecule: messenger RNA, 2304 nt
Organism: Brassica napus (rape)
Lineage: Eukaryota; Viridiplantae; Streptophyta; Magnoliopsida; Brassicales; Brassicaceae
Product: leucine-rich repeat receptor-like protein kinase PXC2
Exons: 2
Coding region: 50-2041 (663 amino acids)
Biological process (GO): protein phosphorylation
Molecular function (GO): ATP binding; protein kinase activity; receptor serine/threonine kinase binding
Source: RefSeq, a predicted model, not a curated record
ACUGCGUGGAAACUCUCUCGUCGGAGAAAUCCCUGAUUGGAUCGGUGAAAUGGGCAGCGUGGAGACUCUGGAUCUCUCUGCCAACAACUUCUCCGGGAAUGCGCCCUUUUCUCUGGGAAACCUCCUCUCUCUCAAGGAACUCAACCUUUCCUCAAACUUUCUCGCUGGGGAGAUCCCACACAGUAUCAUCUCCAACUGCUCCGACUUACUCUCCUUUGACGCCAGCAAGAAUUCAUUCACCGGCUGGAUGCUCUUCUCCGGGAACCUCUCCAGCCUUGGCUUUCUUCAAGGUCUUCGCCUUCUAGAUCUUUCCUCCAAUGCUUUUUCCGGUGAGAUACCUUCUAACAUUUUGAUCCUUACAAGUUUGGUGCACCUUAAUCUCUCCACCAACUCUCUCUUCGGUUCCAUACCCACCUCCAUUGGAGGACUCAAACUCGUUGAGAUUCUUGAUCUGAGUAGUAACCUUCUCAAUGGAACACUUCCUUCUGAGAUCGGUGGAGCCAUCUCCCUUAAACAACUCAACCUUCAGAGAAACCACCUCACCGGCCACAUCCCGCCUCUCAUCUCAAACUGCUCUGCUUUGAACACAAUAGAUCUGUCGGAGAAUAAGCUAUCCGGUGGGAUUCCGGGGAGCAUUGGCAGUCUCAGCAACCUACAGUACAUAGACUUGUCGAGGAACAAUCUCUCUGGAAGUUUACCCAAACAAGUAGAGAAACUUACCCACCUGGUCACCUUCAACAUCUCUCACAACCGCAUCACUGGUGAGCUCCCAGCUGGAGGUUUCUUCAACACCAUCCCUCUCUCUGCCGUCACCGGAAACCCAUCCCUAUGCGGCUCCGUCGUUAACCGCUCAUGUCUCUCUGUCCACCCUAAACCCAUCGUCCUCAAUCCCAACUCCUCCAAUCCAGCCAGUGGUCCACCUCUCAGCGGUCAGAUCCGGAAGAGCGUUCUUAGCAUAUCCGCGCUCAUUGCCAUUGGUGCUGCUGCCUUCAUUGCCAUUGGGGUUGUGGCCGUUACUCUGCUCAAUGUGCACGCCCGAUCUAGCAUGUCCCGCCACGAUGCAGGAGCUGCUCUCGCCAUGUCAGUUGGCGAAACCUUCAGCUGCUCCCCGAGUAAAGAUCAAGAAUUCGGGAAGCUGGUGAUGUUCUCAGGGGAAGCGGAUGUGUUUGACACAAGAGGCGCAAAUGCAUUGCUCAACAAGGACUGCGAGCUGGGCCGUGGUGGGUUCGGAGUGGUCUACAAGACGAGUCUCCAGGAUGGGCGUCCUGUGGCAGUCAAGAAACUGACAGUCUCGGGUCUGAUAAAGUCGCAGGAGGAGUUCGAGAGAGAGAUGAGAAAACUCGGCAAGCUGAGGCACAGGAAUGUGGUUGAGAUCAAAGGCUACUACUGGACGCAGUCGCUGCAGCUUCUGAUCCAUGAGUUUGUCUCUGGGGGAAGCUUAUACAGACAUCUCCACGGGGACGAGUGCGUUUGCCUCACUUGGCGUCAACGCUUCAGCAUCAUUCUGGGGAUAGCGAGAGGUCUGGCUUAUCUGCACGGGAGCAACAUCACUCACUACAACCUGAAAGCAACGAACGUGCUCAUAGACGCAGCCACUGGGGAGGCUAAAGUCUCUGACUUUGGGCUGGCCAGGCUUUUGGCCUCCGCGCUGGACAGGUGUGUCUUGAGCGGAAAGGUACAGAGCGCCUUGGGGUACACGGCCCCGGAGUUUGCAUGCCGGACGGUAAAGAUAACAGAGAAGUGCGAUGUGUACGGGUUUGGGAUCUUGGUGCUGGAGGUGGUGACGGGGAAGAGGCCGGUGGAGUAUGCGGAGGACGACGUGAUGGUGCUGUGUGAGACGGUGAGAGAGGGGUUAGAGGAAGGGAGAGUGGAGGAAUGCGUUGACGCUAGGCUGAGAGGAGAUUUUCCGGCAGAGGAGGCAAUACCAGUGAUAAAACUAGGGUUGGUAUGUGGGUCCCAAGUGCCCUCGAAUAGGCCUGAGAUGGAGGAAGUGGUGAAGAUAUUAGAGCUCAUACAGUGUCCCUCUCAAGAGUUUGAGUGACGACGACAAGAUGGAACAAGUUCUUUAUUUCUUCUUCAGUUAUCAUCAUAUAUAAAAAAAAGUUCCAUCUUCAUCUUUUAUAAAAAGAAAGGUUUUGUUUUCUUAUGAGCUUAUCAUGCCAGCUGAGCUCAGUUCGAGGAGUCUCUCACACUCAUUGUAACCAAAAUGUUGAAGGUUGUUAUUGUUUCAUAAAGUAGAUCAAAAUGUUCGAGGUUUCUCUGUUUGUUAUGCCCUAUCUAUAUCAUUCCCACAUUUUAUUUGAA